Meyerozyma guilliermondii ATCC 6260 is the source of this 681-nucleotide messenger RNA. Its product is annotated as U2-type spliceosomal complex subunit. The transcript has a single exon. Bases 1 to 681 code for a protein of 226 amino acids. Gene Ontology annotation, biological process: mRNA cis splicing, via spliceosome. Gene Ontology annotation, molecular function: RNA binding. The record is from RefSeq and is a predicted model, not a curated record. NCBI's taxonomy places the organism in Eukaryota, Fungi, Ascomycota, Pichiomycetes, Serinales, Debaryomycetaceae. Gene Ontology annotation, cellular component: catalytic step 2 spliceosome.
AUGACAUCCAAUCAUAGACCCACUUUGGAGAGUAAGCGAGGAAAGGUAUUGGAGAUCCUGGACUCUAUUGCGCAUUCUCGUGCACUUCCGCUGCAGACAAAGCUCAAAACGAGAAAAGAUGGUGGAAAAAAUGUAGAUUAUUAUGCCGCUGCUCGAAGUUUGCGUAAAGAUAACGACAUGAAAUCCAAGUUGGAAACUUCAGAGGAACCAAAACUUGUACGAGACGUAUCAGAGGAACUAGAGAGCAAACCUGAAGACUUAAAGGCUAUUAAAGAACGAAAUAGUGACGAUGAUCAAUCAGAUGAAGAACAUAAAAUUUCAGACCACAAAGAUGACAAUAAUGAAAGUAACGACAAAAGCAAAGGUGACAGUGAAGGUGGUAGUAGUGACAGCGAUGAUAGUGACGAUGACGAAACAGAACAGUUAAUGGCCGAAUUGGCGAAAAUCAAGCAGGAACGAGAAGAGGAAAAGUUGCGAAAACAGAAGGAAGAACAUGAAAAGGCAGAUUCAACGAUGCAGAAAAAUCCUCUUUUGAACUCAUUCAAAGUUAGCAAAAGUUGGCGUUCGGCCAAAAAGUUCAACAAUUCCAAACAGCUUCAACGCUCAGAAGACGAAACGUUCACCAGCAGCACCGUUGACUCCGAAUUUCAUCAAUAUUUUCUUAACAAAUACAUACGGUAA